Gossypium raimondii (Peruvian cotton) is the source of this 1750-nucleotide messenger RNA. RefSeq lists its product as uncharacterized. The record is from RefSeq and is a predicted model, not a curated record. NCBI's taxonomy places the organism in Eukaryota, Viridiplantae, Streptophyta, Magnoliopsida, Malvales, Malvaceae. The coding region runs from base 100 to 1515 and encodes 471 amino acids. The transcript is spliced from 4 exons.
CUUGCAGAGAGCCUGACCAGGAAUUCAAAAAACCAAACGGCACAAAAUCUAGAGAAAAGAAAAAGGAAGGAAAAAAGAAAAUUUUCCCGAGAAAAAAAAAUGCAAAGAUCGAAAUCGAAGGCGAAACCGACACGGAAGCCGCUGAGAGAUUUAUCAAACAAUAAUAGCACAAAGAAUUUUUUCUCCAAAUCAGAGAUUCCGAAGAAGAAAUUGAUCGACAAAGAUGAUAAUAAUCAUCGAAACCACGCUUCCCUCGAUCGCCUUCUUCUCCUUCAAUCCGAUCUUUCUUCUCUCCUUCGCCAGAUUGAUGAACUUGUUGCGCAAGCUUUUAAGCUUAAGGCAACAAAACUGGAGACAAAUGAAAUUGAAUCUUUCGCCAAUGUCAUCUCCGGAAUGCUUUCUUCUUUAAAGCCAUGGGUUCCCAGAUUUAAGAAGGCUCUUUCGAGUCCUUCGGGUGUCGAAUGCGAAGAUAAGUCCGGAGAAUGUUUGGGAACUGAAGUUGUUCCUUUUGUUAAUGUUAAUGUAAACGAAAAUGAAUGCUUUGAUGUUGGGAAUCCGGAAGAAGAAUCUACAUUGGACUCGUUAAUCUCGCCUUCUCCACUCGUGUCUUGGCGUGCUGCUGCCGAAUGUAAUGUCGAGAGAGGCAGGCAGCUGUUUUUGCUUACGCCUCUUCCGAUGUCGAAAGCAUUGUCUUCCAAGAUGCGUGAUUCGUCUAAAUCGGUAUUCCAAAGCGUUACUUCGAAAUCGAUGGUUGAGUUACCUUUUAUCAACUUUCAUGAGGAUGAAAAUGAUGAUUUGCUUGAAGGUGUUGCUAUAAACCAAACUCCAAUUAAGCCUUCUCAUUCAGUGGUUGUUUCUUCGGCUGCAUUUUCAAACACCGAACAUUCCAUGCUUGUAAUGACAACUCCAUGCUUAAAAAUGUCGCCGCCGAAAUCCUGCGUGUUACUUGAACCGAUUCACGAGUACUUGCUACGAGACAAUGUCAGAGUUCGCAAGUGUACCCCGUUUCCCCGCGGAAUCAACAAUGGUGAGUUUUCUGAUUCCUCGGGCAGUGAAGCUUCCGAGGACUUGACAUCGAAGUACCCCGAACUACUAGGCAUACAACGAACUCUCAAAUCCGAAUUUGAGAAGAAAGAGCUUGAUUCCUCACCGAUGUGGCUAUUCUCGCCUCCUAAAAGUUGCAUUUUGUUAGAACCAUCAGAUGAGAAAUCGCUGCACAAUGUUGCCACAGAUCACAACCUUCCUAGUGCAAUAAACCAACAAAACAAGAUGAUUAACCAAGAAAAUACCCGCAACAACACGGCACUCGUGGAAAACACUCCGAUGUGGAAUGAACAGGAGAGCACGAUACGAACAGGCAAACGUGCCGGUGAGAGUACGUUAAAGAAAGAGUUAUGGACGAAGUUCGAAGCAGUGUCGACAUUUGGGCUUCGUUAUAACGCAUCGGCGAUUCAAAGGACGGCCAGGAAAGGGUUUCUGGACAUGUUGGAUGAGGCCUCAUGUGAUGAUGAUUGAUGGUCGAAUUCCCAUAUACACUUUGAGAAGAUGAUAACAGUUUCCUUGUGUCAUCAAAAUGCUGUCAUUGUCUAUAUGUAAGUGGUGGUGUUUUGCUGAUUUUUUUUUCCUUAAAUCAUUGUUAUGUGUUAGCGUUUUUUUCUUUUUCUUCUUAUUCCUUUUUUCUUUUUGUUGAGAAUUUUACCAACUAAAUACCACCUAAAAUAUACAUAUCGUAUGUGCUGAUUUUUGUUCA